AGAGGGGCUACCUCAUCAGUUGUGUCGUCUAGUUGGCAGUUCACUUCCACUUGCCUACCGUCUCCAGACCCUGCUAUAUCGGGUCGAGUUUGCAAAAGAGUUUUAUUUAAUUUAUUGUUGCCGCCCGUGUUAAAUUAAGUAAACUUUUUCAAGAUGAUGCCCGCACUUGCAGACCCAGUGGCUUUCGCCAAGGAUUUCGCCGCAGGUGGUAUUUCUGCUGCAGUCUCUAAGACUGUGGUAGCACCCAUCGAACGUGUCAAAUUGCUCCUGCAAGUACAACACAUUUCCAAACAAAUUGCUGAGGAUAAACGUUACAAAGGUAUCAUCGAUUGCUUUGUACGUAUCCCUAAGGAGCAGGGCGUACUUUCCUUCUGGCGUGGUAACUUGGCCAAUGUCAUUCGUUAUUUCCCAACUCAGGCUUUGAACUUUGCAUUCAAAGACAAGUACAAGCAAGUUUUCUUGGGUGGAGUUGACAAGAAGACCCAAUUCUGGCGUUACUUCGCAGGAAACUUGGCAUCUGGUGGUGCUGCUGGAGCCACAUCAUUGUGCUUCGUCUACCCACUUGAUUUUGCCCGUACCAGAUUGGCCGCUGAUGUAGGUAAAGGCGCUGGUCAACGUGAAUUCUCUGGAUUGGGCAACUGCUUGACCAAAAUCUUCAAGUCUGAUGGUCUCCCUGGAUUGUACCGUGGUUUUGGAGUAUCUGUUCAAGGUAUCAUCAUCUACCGUGCAGCAUACUUUGGAUUCUAUGACACCGCUCGUGGAAUGUUGCCAGACCCCAAGAACACCCCAUUAGUUAUCAGCUGGGCCAUUGCACAAGCCGUCACAACUGUUGCUGGUAUUGUGUCAUAUCCAUUCGACACUGUCCGUAGGCGUAUGAUGAUGCAGUCUGGACGUGCAAAGUCUGAAAUGUUGUACAAGGGAACACUGCACUGCUGGGCCACCAUUGCCAAGACAGAAGGAAGUGGUGCCUUCUUCAAGGGAGCUUUCUCCAAUAUCCUCCGUGGUACUGGUGGAGCUUUCGUUUUGGUCUUGUACGAUGAAAUCAAGAAAUUGUUGUAAAUUAAGCAAUAAACAACCAUAACAAAAAAAGAGAAAAAUCUAAAAACAAUUUAAAUUAGCAAAACCAAGUGUAUUUGAAUUUCAUUUUUGCACAAGUUACCUUUUUGUAUUAAAAUAUAUGUAUAUUUAUGAAUAUGUAUUUCUUGUAUUUUAGGUUAAAUUCGUUAUAGAAUAAUUUGGAAAUACAUAUUCAUAAUGCUAAAGUAUUAAAUUGGCUUUUUUCCAUUAAAAUCCUAUUUAACAUUAUACAUAUAUUUUAUUGUCAAAUGUGAGGCGGUAUGGAAUCACGGGUGGCUGCUUUCUGAGUAGUCGAACCUUUUAGGCAAAAAUUGUGUAGAUCAAACUCAGUUCUACAAUCUUGAGCUCAUCCACAUUCUCAGAACAUCCAUGUAUUUAAGUUAACUUAUUGUAUUUAACAGUUUUUGAGGAAAUACUGUAAAUAUGUUUAAGAUAAAUACGAGUAAAAUUGUCGAAUUAUGAUUUUUAUUUAUAUUUAUUUGAAUAAAAUACAAAUGUUGGAAAGCUUAGAGUUGUAUGGACCGGA
Molecule: messenger RNA, 1603 nt
Organism: Ctenocephalides felis (cat flea)
Lineage: Eukaryota; Metazoa; Arthropoda; Insecta; Siphonaptera; Pulicidae
Product: ADP,ATP carrier protein
Exons: 4
Coding region: 154-1059 (301 amino acids)
Biological process (GO): mitochondrial ADP transmembrane transport; mitochondrial ATP transmembrane transport
Cellular component (GO): mitochondrial inner membrane
Molecular function (GO): ATP:ADP antiporter activity
Source: RefSeq, a predicted model, not a curated record